UUAGUUUCUAAUUUUUAAUUUUUUUGAAAAAUAACACCUUCUUUGUCUGUCUCAUUCUAGAGAGAGAAAGAGAUUAGAGAGAGAAAGAGGGUCAGAGAAAGAGAGAGAGAGAGAGUACCAAAAUGGGUAAGAUAGUGGAGAGGAAGAAGAAGAAGAAAGGGCGUCCCUCUCUUUUAGAUCUCCAAAAACGGAACCUCAGAGAACAACAACAGCACCAAAUUCCACACCAGACUAAGCGAAUUACCAAUUCAGUCCCUCAUUCUCACCAUAAUUACAAGAAUGCCCCUGCUUCUUCUACCCCUAAUUCGGUUCGUCGAUCUACUCGCCGGAACCCUAAUCCCGACCCGGAAAGCCCCGACGCUGAGGAGGAAGACGAGGAUGACGAUGAGGAUGAUGACGAAGAAGAAGAAUUGACAGGGAAACGGCGCGAGAAGAAGCUCAAGCUUGUUCUUAAGUUGCCUUCAAAUCAAAAAUCCUCUAUCAAUUCUGCUUCCCAGAAUUCGUAUGCUUCAGAUUCGAAUGCUGAGGAAGAUAACGCUGGCUCUGUUGGUAACAAGAAGCGGAAAAUCAAUGCGAUCGGAGAUGGAUCUGGGCUCUCUGACUCAAAGAAGGGUAUCAAGUCCAUUUCUGGAACGAAGCCAUCAAACACCGUUCAAGGGACAAAGUUGGAUUUGGGACCCUCAACACCUUUACCUGAUAAAAAGCUGUUACUGUUCAUCCUCGAGAGGCUCCAAAAGAAGGACACCUAUGGUGUGUACUCUGAACCUGCAGACCCUGAAGAGCUACCAGACUAUCACGAAGUAAUAGAGCAUCCUAUGGAUUUCGGGACUGUAAAGAAGAAACUUACUGGUGGUGCUUAUACCUACCUGGAGGAGUUCGAGAAAGAUAUAUACUUAAUCUGCACUAACGCAAUGCAGUAUAAUGCUCCAGACACCGUAUAUUUUCGACAGGCACGUUCUAUACAUGAGUUGGCGAAAAAGAAUUUUGAAAAUUUGAGGCAAGACAGUGACGAUAAUAACGAACCAGUAGUACCUAAAGUAGUAAGAAGAGGGAGACCACCAACGAAAAAUUUGAAAAAACAAGGUUCGGAGUAUACUUCAGAUGGUACGCUUGCUACCACUGCUGGAGGGGAGAAUGCCACUUUGUCAAAUCAUGAAAUGAGGAAAGGUCCUCAUCUCCAAGACAAGUCUGGUUUGGCAGAUAUAUCUGGAAGAGUUCAUGGUUCACGCAAUAAUGACGUCUAUAGUAGCUUUUUAGCUGAUAAACUUGAGAAGAAUGAUGAGUUUACAGGGUCUGCGAUGAGGGGUAACUUUAAGAAUGGGAAAAAACAUUUUGUGCUUGACGAUAACAGGCGUAACACGUACUUGCAACCACAUCCUUCUGCUGGUGGUCGUGAGCCGUCUGUGUUGACAACUUUUGAUGGAGAAAAAAAACAGCUUAUGCCUGUUGGGCUUCUUGUCGAGCAUGGUUAUGCAAGGAGCCUGGCUCGAUUUGCUGCAAACCUUGGACCUGUUGCUUGGAAAAUUGCUUCCAAGAAGAUUGAAAUGACUUUACCAGCUGGUGCUAAGUUUGGCCCUGGUUGGGUUGUAGAGGAUGACAUCCUGCCACAAAGGUCACUUCUUUUACCAGGACAGCCAUCGGUAUCCCAGCCCUCUAUUGUUGUGGCAAAUUCAUCAUCUGCUGCUACAAGCUGCACCCUUGAUUCAAAUGUUAAUAGAUUGUCAGAGAAGCCCGAAGGGGAUAACUUGUCAGAGAGGCAAAUGCCUUCAACCACUCCCUCAACGUCAGACAGCCAUCCAAGCAAAUCUCUCCCCGUGUCAGCCGCCACAUCCUCUGCAUCCAUAUUUGCUAGGUCUCAUGAACCUGUCACAGCAAAGGCAGAAACUGCAGAAGGAUUGAAACCCAAUGUUGGGUUUAACACACAGAACAACAGUAUUGGUGGGAUCAGGCCAAGACCUCCAUUUCCAAUUCAUCAAGGCCCUACGAUUCACCCUGGUAUGAAUGGAUAUAACGGCUUUAAUCUUGCCGCUCAGAUGGGAAAACUAAUGGGACCACACUCCGGACCACCAGGUUUUAACAUCCAAUCGUCUCAAAUGGUCGAUACAAGCUCUAGAAAUACUAAUAAAGCUAAUCCCGCAACUGGGAGCAGCUUAACUACCGAAGAAACUAAUAAAUUGUCAGAAAACCGAACUACAAUAAAUUCCAGCAAUCCACUGCCAAACCCUGGGAGUGAGGCAACAACACCGUCGAUGUCAGGGUUUCAUCCAAGGCCAUCUUGGCAAGGUUUCUCGCCACAGCUAAGACCUGAUUCUGGAUUGUCAACGCAACAGAAGUCAGAUUCAGUUCCACCAGAUCUUAAUGUCAGAUUUCAGUCACCAGGGUCUCCUAGUUCUAGCAGAGUUGAUUCAACACAACCAGAUUUAGCAUUGCAGCUUUGAGAAUAAUUGAGGGUUUUUUUUAUAUUUCUUUUUUCCUUUUUCUUGUUUGUCAUUCUCUUUAAUUUAGUUAACCAUAGACCGGUGGGUUCAUGAUUUGUUGCUUUAAGUGACUUGAGGCCAAUAGAAAAUGGUCUGUGUCAGAAGCCGUGUUGAGCCACACCUAACAUUAUUGUAUUAGAUUAGGUUGAUCAUGUACAGAUUAAUGUAUUCUAAUUUUAGGUCCACAAGUAAAGAAGUUCUCAUUUGUACCAUUAUAAACUAUGAUCAUAAGAAUUUGUUGACUAAUGAGCUAAGAUAAGAUGUUUUUUUAAGUUAGAAA
This is a messenger RNA of Cannabis sativa, 2757 nucleotides long. RefSeq lists its product as uncharacterized. Gene Ontology annotation, molecular function: protein binding. The record is from RefSeq and is a predicted model, not a curated record. The coding region runs from base 123 to 2438 and encodes 771 amino acids. Lineage: Eukaryota; Viridiplantae; Streptophyta; Magnoliopsida; Rosales; Cannabaceae. The transcript is spliced from 9 exons.